UCAACAUCCCAGUCCCAUCCCCAUCCUCUCUCACCAGCCGCAAAAUAGCACACGACACACACAACUUUCCCUAGCAUCGUUCAAAAAUGUCUGCAAAAGCAAAGAGCGAAAUGACAGAAGCGGAACUCGCUGCCCAAGAGGAAGCCGAGUUCCAAACAGGACCAUUGUCCGUAUUGACGCAGUCUGUCAAAAACAACUCUCAAAUCUUAAUCAUGUGUCGAAACAAUCGUAAACUGCUUGCUCGAGUAAAAGCUUUUGACCGGCACUGUAACAUGGUUUUGGAGAACGUAAAGGAGAUGUGGACAGAGACACCAAAGACUGGAAAGGGGGUGAAGAAGGCCAAGCCGAUCAACAAGGACCGCUUUAUAUCAAAGAUGUUUUUACGAGGAGAUUCCGUUGUAUUGGUGUUGAGGAAUAUUGUGUAAAUGUGUUUUUGCGCGAUUGAGAGUGUGAUGUACAAAUAUGGGAACAGCCAAAACUAUGCAACUAGUGUAUUCCACGUUUGUGGCGAA
This is a messenger RNA of Spizellomyces punctatus DAOM BR117, 512 nucleotides long. Its product is annotated as small nuclear ribonucleoprotein Sm D2. Lineage: Eukaryota; Fungi; Chytridiomycota; Chytridiomycetes; Spizellomycetales; Spizellomycetaceae. Gene Ontology annotation, molecular function: RNA binding. The record is from RefSeq and is a predicted model, not a curated record. Gene Ontology annotation, cellular component: U4/U6 x U5 tri-snRNP complex; U5 snRNP; precatalytic spliceosome. Gene Ontology annotation, biological process: spliceosomal snRNP assembly; RNA splicing. The transcript is spliced from 5 exons. The coding region runs from base 87 to 425 and encodes 112 amino acids.